Henningerozyma blattae CBS 6284 is the source of this 894-nucleotide messenger RNA. RefSeq names its product Yhi9p (gene YHI9). Gene Ontology annotation, biological process: biosynthetic process. Gene Ontology annotation, cellular component: cytoplasm. Gene Ontology annotation, molecular function: isomerase activity. The record is from RefSeq and is a predicted model, not a curated record. NCBI's taxonomy places the organism in Eukaryota, Fungi, Ascomycota, Saccharomycetes, Saccharomycetales, Saccharomycetaceae. Bases 1 to 894 code for a protein of 297 amino acids. The transcript has a single exon.
AUGACUUUAAAAUUACCUUUCAAGCAAAUGGAUGUAUUUACAAAUACUCGCUUUAAAGGCAAUCCAGUGGCAGUUGUAAAUUGUUUAAAUAUUGACGAAUCUGAAAUAUCUGAUGAGCAAAUGCAAUCAAUUGCUACAUGGACUAACCUUUCAGAAACAACCUUUCUCUUUAAGCCUACUUUACGCGAAUGUACCUAUAAGUUGAAAAUUUUCACUCCAGCUAAUGAAUUACCCUUUGCUGGUCAUCCAACAUUAGGAUCGUGUAAAGCUUUUCUACAAUUCACUAAUGGUAAUGAAAUUAAAAAUGUUAUUAAACAAGAAUGUGGCGUCGGAAUUGUUAAUUUAACAGUCGAUGAUGGCAAGAUUUCCUUUGUGUCUUCUUCUAAUACUUUUGAACCAAUCAAUGACCAAAUAGUUGAAGAAAUUAGAUGUUGCCUAGAUACUCAAUUUAUUGACACACCUCUGUUAUUACAUACAGGCCCUGAAUGGAUUGUUUGCCAUGUUAAAGACGCACAAACUUGUAUUGAUCUCAAACCAGAUUACCAGAGAUUAAGAAAUAUAACAAAAAAAUACGGUUAUACAGGUGUGAUUGUUGGUGGUGCAAAAAACAAUAGUAACAUCAAAGAAAAACUAUCUUAUGAAAUGAGGGCAUUCGCUCCAGGGAUUGAUGUUCCUGAAGAUCCAGUAUGUGGUAGUGGAUCGAUUGCUUUAAUAGCUUAUUUGCAAGGGUUAUAUAAAUUCCAAACCCCAAUGAACGUUGAUAUUACACAAGGCCAAUGUGUUUCAAGAAAAGGUGAGAUUUAUUCCUCUAUUUCAUUUGAUGAGAAGGGUAUUGCUAUCUUUUCUUCCGGUGGCUCUGCUCUAUGUAUCAUCGAUGGUACAAUUAAUAUCUAA